AUGGCGGGAGCGCAUGACCUUGACCGAUCUCGCACGCGGCGGGAACGUACGUUUGUUGGAGGGGAAUGCGCCGUGUGCGACGAGCCGCUCGAACAUACCCUACGAGGUGAACGCGUGCUACAGCUGUCAUGUGGGCACGUCUCUCACGAGGCCUGCUUCUAUGAGUAUCUGAAGGAAUUCGAUUCACAGUACUGCCCCACAUGUGAGGAGCCGUUGAGCCUGGACAGCAGAAGAGGGGGCAACGUAGUCAACCUUGAGAAGCUGAGCAGUAUCGUGCGUGGAGCGCAAACCAACGAUGGAGCUAGCAUGCACCGGAGCGCGCAGAACACUCCCACGCCUUGGGACACGCAAACUGUGCGCGGGCAAGAGGAGAACAAUCGAUCGUACCAACCGCCAGAGAGCAGAAACACGCACCACCGGGACAUGAGCAACGGGCAGGGCCAGCUCGAUGGUGCCAGCUCCAAUUCUCGAAGCCAUGCUCGGAAUGACAGCGGCACCACUGGUGUGGCGUCUUCCGGAGACUAUGCGGAAAGCAACGUUCACAACCGAAGGCACGACUACGACGUUCAAUCAAUGGAGACUAGUCUUAGUAGUCCUCGUGGCAUAAUCAGGAACCCCAUACCGGCGCCUUCUGUCACUGUCCGCAGCGAAUUUCCAACCAUCAGUCGAUCACGCCAGCAACAAAGUCUUACUUGCUUGAUAACAGUGGAAGUGAUUGAUGGGAAGUGGAAGCCCGAUCCUGAGGAUGUGGGUGCCGCCCCGGCAGUGCCCUCACUGCAUUCUUCUGGAAAACACAAUCGGACAAAGUCACCCGCUGGCAUUAAACCGGCCGAACCUCCGCACGAGAGCGCAGCAUUACUGGAGGAGAUUACGCAAGAUCUUCAUUCCCGUGUGGAUAACUGGCACGGCCUUGAUUUCUCACAAUUCGGCAAGCUUCGCCUACACGGCAACGUCCGCGUUGGCAAAGACCGUCAAUCGUGGCAGCAGCUCGAAUGCUACCUGUUCUCUGACAUGCUAAUUUGUGUCAAGGAGAAGAGGGUUGCUCAGUUACCGCAAUGGGACGGCGUUAAUGCGCCCACUCCGAAGAAAGGCAAAUGCACGCUAAAAGGAUCAAUAUUGAUUAAGAAGCACUUGAAGCAGGUCGAGUGCUCGUCAGAUGAAGGCAUUCUUACUCUCAAUCUGUCCGUUGCUGAACUGCCUUCCUUCCACCUUCAUUACGAGAACCACAACCAGCUUGACGCCUGGAGACGAGCUCUCAACGAAAUAAAUCGUCCCGAGCCACCAAGUAUACCAGACUACGAACAGGAUAGUUCCGGAACAGACGAAGAAGAUGGCCAAAACAACCAUGACAGGAGGGUCUCUUCCCUAAUCUCCUCUUACGGUGCCGGUAGGUCGAAUGCCACAGCGCCAACGGAGUACACCAAUUCUCGCAUCGGCGCACCGGAGUCAAGAAUCGGCUCGUCGAUUCAUAUUCCAAUCGACAUAGUCGUUGUCAUUCCUGUGUCUUCGUCAAUGCAAGGCCUCAAGAUCAACCUACUUCGCGAUGCGCUGCGAUUUUUGGUCGCCAACCUCGGUGACAGGGAUCGGAUGGGGCUGGUCACUUUUGGCUCAAGCGGGGGCGGGGUGCCUCUGGUAGGGAUGACCAGCAAGACCUGGAAGGGUUGGCCUAAGAUACUCGACUCGAUACGCCCAGUUGGACAAAAGAGCUUGCGAGCAGACGUGGUCGAGGGUGCCAAUGUGGCAAUGGACUUGCUCAUGCAGCGCAAGUCCAACAACCCUCUCUCCAGCAUACUGCUCAUCAGCGACUCCUCCAUUUCUGAUGCGGAAAGUGUGGAUUUUGUGGUGUCGCGCGCAGAGGCGGCCAAAGUCGCUAUUCAUUCUUUCGGUCUUGGCUUGACGCACAAGCCGGACACUAUGAUUGAGCUCUCCACUCGGACUAAGGCAUCGUACACCUACGUCAAGGACUGGAUGAUGCUCCGAGAGUGCGUGGCCGGCUGUCUAGGAUCCUUGCAGACGACGUCGCAUCAGAAUGUGAAGCUGAAGCUGAGGCUUCCGGAAGGGUCUCCUGCCAAAUUCGUCAAGAUCAGCGGAGCGCUGCAGAUCACGAAGCGGGCGACUGGGCGAGAUGCCGAGGCAGCGCUCGGUGAUCUUCGCUUUGGCGAUAAGAGAGAUAUCCUCGUGCAGCUCGCGAUUACCCCAGAUUCUGGAUCGCCCGAACAGCUGCCACAAGACCCCUGGGAGACGAUUGUUUCGGGGCUCGAAGCCCUCGGAGGCCCUCUAGAUCAAGAGGAUCACCCGAGCACGAGCGUCGAAGAGGUGCCUCUCAUCCAGGCGGACCUAAGCUACGGGGACAUCCUCCGCGAAGGCGCGAUUGCGCAUUCACCGCGGCCAUCUUUACUAGCCAUAACGAUGCUUCCUGCAGCCUUCAAACCGAAAUCCGGACCUCCAACCACUCCACCAAUACCACCACACCCUUCGGUCGUCCAGCGCAGGAUGGAGCUCCUGACCUCCGACAUGCUCUCCCGAGCCCUCACCCUCGUCUCCCGCGGCCAACAAGAACGCGCACACCACCUCCUUAGCGAAACUCGCAGCAUCCUCCGCGGCCUCGGAAAAGGCGGUCUGCCUCCACUACCCCCGCCUCCGGGCACAGCGCUGCGCUCGCCACCAUCAAGCGCGCACAGCGCCGGCGCGGGGAACACCUCGCCUACCACGACCGAUGCCUCGUCUUCCUCAUUCAUGGGCGCCGGCGGAGAAGGAGCAGGCAAGGCGCGUACGCCGUCGCCGCAUGCUUCGGAAACGCGCUUCGUGCCCGCUGCCGGCAUCGAUGUCCAUACCGUGCAUGCCCUCGAUGCGGAGCUCGAGUCCAGUCUGGAGUGGAUCAACCAUCCCGCGGUGUUUGGCCGAGACUCCCGGAAGGCGGUCUUGCAGGCCAUCGGGGUUAUCAGCAGCCAGCGCGCGUACACCUUCAGGACGCCUAUUGAAGGCCUGUGGGCGGGCAGGAUUGCGGGGGUGAGGAGGUUGGCAGAUGCAAGCAGGGUAUGGCGCGAGGGCGGGGAUGAGGCGCUGAUGGAGGAGAGUUGA
Coniosporium apollinis CBS 100218 is the source of this 3081-nucleotide messenger RNA. RefSeq lists its product as uncharacterized. The transcript is spliced from 5 exons. NCBI's taxonomy places the organism in Eukaryota, Fungi, Ascomycota, Dothideomycetes. Bases 1 to 3081 code for a protein of 1026 amino acids. The record is from RefSeq and is a predicted model, not a curated record.